Kuraishia capsulata CBS 1993 is the source of this 1656-nucleotide messenger RNA. RefSeq lists its product as uncharacterized. Lineage: Eukaryota; Fungi; Ascomycota; Pichiomycetes; Pichiales; Pichiaceae. The transcript has a single exon. The record is from RefSeq and is a predicted model, not a curated record. Bases 1 to 1656 code for a protein of 551 amino acids.
AUGAGGUACCAGUUAUAUUGUGUUCUAUUGAUUCUCCUAAAGAACGCGGCUUGUCUUCCUCAAUUUAUCUCCAAUGGAAACCUGGAGCGUUUUGGUGGCAUUUCAGUUGAUGAAUACAGAUAUUCGAAUGUUCUGACAGAAAGUUCGUUUGAGCAUGGAAUCGCUUCGGGCGAUCCAACCAUGAACUCGAUAAUUCUAUGGACAAGAAUCACAAUCCGCAAAAAUACUCAUGGUUUAGUUCCAGUAUAUUUGGCCAUUUCGGAGUCUCUUUACAUGGAAAAUGCGACACGUUAUACCACUUUCACGAACUCUGAAAUUGAUUAUACCGUGAAAGUAGAUGUUGAGGGCUUAGAUCCUGGAAAAACGUACUAUUACCAGUUUCUAUCGGCAGAUGGAGAAUCCACCAGAAUUGGAAGAACCAAGACAUUGCCACCAAACAGUUGGAUUGGGGAACUCAAGUUUGCUGUUUACUCUUGUUCCAAUUUUGCAGGGGGAUUCUUUACCUCAUACGCAAUGCCAGCAGUGAAGGACUCAGUAGACUACGUUAUUCAUUUGGGUGAUUAUAUCUAUGAGCACGAAAACGGGGUUUAUACCAACGGAACGGCAAUUGGUAGAACACAUUUGCCUAACACGGAAAUGUGGACACUCAAAAACUACAGAGACAGAUACGCAGUAUACAGGUCAGAUCAUGACCUACAACUAUCUCAUGCCCAGUUUCCUUGGAUUCUAGUGUGGGACGACCACGAAGUUGCUGAUAACAGUUGGCUCAGAGGCAGCGUGAACUCGAUAGGUUGGGACUUUUUGGAACGGAAAGAAAAUGCCAUUAGAGCUUAUAUUGAAUGGCUUCCAAUAAGACCACAGCAAAAUAUAAACAAAAUUUGGAGAAGGCUCAAAUUUGGAAAGUUAUUGGACCUUCUCAUGAUUGAUACACGGCAUUAUUCAAGAGACGUCACUGAUGUAUACACCAAUACCGAUUACAUUGCUUCCAUUGCCGAUCGAGAGGAAAGAACGAUGAUGGGGUUUGAUCAGGAAGACUGGCUUUAUUCUUCUUUAAAAACAAGUGAAUCUGUAUGGAAAGUGAUUGGAAGUCAGACAGUGGUCAACCAUGUUGAGUUUGGAGCCAUUGGUGAUAUCAUUGGCGCCCCGUUUUCUGAGCGAAACUACGACUCUUUUGAUGGAUAUACCGCAAACAGACGACGUCUGUUAGAUGCAAUAGAUGAGAACAAUAUCUCGAAUGUCGUUCUCGUAUCUGGUGACUUUCAUGUAUCUUGGGUUCAUGAACUCAAGAAAGAUGUUGAAAGCUACGAUAUGAAAACAGGAGAAGGCUCUCUUCUGGUGGAGUUUGCAUCAACUGCGUGUAGUUCGCCGACAACUUUUCCAAAACACUUUACAAUAGAAGACUGCUUGAAACUGUCUGAAACGUUUGUCUCUAGCAACGUCGGAGUGUUGUGGAAUGAAGGCUGGUACAGAGGGUACUUCGAGCUAACACUAAACGAAAAAGAAGUCCAGGCUGAUUACUUUGGUACUAAUGUUACGAACGAUAUCCGCGAGGAGGUCAAACUGGCAACCUUCGUCGUUGAUCAAGGCAAAAACCGUAUUCGUCGUUCUUUCGAUGGACAAAUUCACUACGGGUUCUUGGAUCCCCGGGUCAUGUGA